UUCAGCUCACCUGCAUGUGGGAAUAAGCUGGAGUAAGCAUUUAAACUCCAGGCUUCAGCGUUUGCCCUCACUCCAACACUGCUGCCCCCAUGGUCAAAGUCCUUCACCAACGCGCUGAAAAUGAAAAUCUUAAUAAGCAAAUGCAGUUUCUUGCAUCUGUAUUAUUUCUGCAAUGCAUAGUCUGUUAACCAUGUCCAAUUUAUUGAUUGAUUUAGAAUUAGAGGAUGAACUUAGAGUUAAGUUAGAGCAAGCUUUGCUGAAAAGGUCAUUAUGAAAACUGAGACAAAUUAUGUGUAAUAUUAAGUAGUUGACUUAUGCUUAGCUGUAGCUUAAGAUUCAUCAUUACCAAUUACUGCCACUGCUCCUGAGUUACACUAAUAGCUUUUGCCUAGUUGCUCUCUCCAAUAAUGUCAGGGUGUAAUCCUCACCACCUAAUGAAGUGCAAAGUAGGAUUUCAGGUGCAGGGUAAACUUCAACCUGACUCUCGUUCACGCUGCGCUGCAGGACCGAGGGCGAGGAGGAGAGAGUGUUUACAAGGAUCUGGAAGGAAAGGCAUGAUUUUUAUUUAAUGGAAGAGAAAGGAGCAAACACAAGACAAACAUAUAUGCUGGGUCUUGCACAGCUGGGUUUGAUUUGCUGGUUUUAAGUCCUCAUUUGAUUGCCUGCAACAUCAAGAAAGUAUAACAGAGCUGCAGCCAUGGACAUCGGCGGACUGGAAACAGUGGUGGCAAACUCUGCCUACGUCUCGGCCCGUGGCAGCGUGGACGGAGCCGCGGCCGCCGCCAUGCGCGACAAGAAGAUGCGCGCCAGGCUAAAACUCCCUCACAUCAGGGAUUGUGAAAGCACCAAGGCCACUGUGGACACGGCGUUCGACAGCAUGUGCAUCAAACAGCCCAUCGGCAAGCGCCUCUUCCAGCAGUAUCUGGAGAGCGACCCCAACCACAAGAAUGCUGUGGAGCUGUGGAAAGACAUCGAAGACUACACCAUAUGCCAAGAGGAGGACAGGCAGAAGAAGGCCCAGAAAGUAGCCAAUAAGUACUUUGAGUCUGCUUCAAAACAUUUCUGCAGCUUCCUGGAGGAGAAGGUCGUCACUCGAGUGAGGGAAGACUACAAAAACAACCGCACCGACCUCUUUAAAGAGAGCGAGCGGCAGCUGCUCAAACACCUGGAGAAAAAGGCCCUGGACGGCUUCAAGAGCAGCAUGUAUUUCCUGCGCUAUGUUCAGUUCAAAUGCCUGGAGGGCCAGCCUGUCGACGAGGAGUGGUUCAUGGACUUCAGGGUCCUGGGGAAAGGGGGGUUUGGGGAAGUGUAUGCCUGCCAGGCGAAGGCAACGGGCAAAAUGUACGCCAACAAGAAGCUGGAGAAGAAGAGGCUGAAGAAGCGCAAGGGCUAUGAGGGGGCCAUCGUGGAGAAGCGCAUCCUUGCGAAGGUUCACAGUCGCUUCAUUGUCUCGCUGGCUUACUCGUUCCAGACCAAGACUGACCUCUGCCUAGUUAUGACCAUUAUGAAUGGAGGAGACCUCAGGUUUCAUAUGUACAACGUGGAUGAAAAAAACCCUGGCUUUGAUGAGAAGAGGACAUGCUUUUAUACAGCCCAGAUCAUCUGUGGGUUGGAACACCUUCACCAGCACCGGAUCGUUUACAGAGACCUGAAGCCAGAGAACGUCUUGCUGGACGACGCAGGAAACGUCCGCCUGUCAGAUAUGGGUCUGGCUGUGGAGAUUCCUCCAGGAAAAGACAAAACGAGUGGAUACGCAGGAACCCCUGGAUUUAUGGCUCCGGAGCUGAUACAGAAGAAGGAGUACGACUACUCAGUUGACUACUUCACCCUGGGAGUCACGGUGUUUGAAAUGAUCGCUGCCAAAGGGCCUUUUAGACAACGAGGGGAGAAGGUUGACAAUGACGAGGUGGGUCGUAGGAUUGUAAACGAUCCAGUUCCAUAUACACCGAACUUUAGCAAAGAGGCCAAGGAUAUUUGUGAAGGCCUCAUGGAGAAGGAUCCACUGAAACGCCUCGGGUUCAAAAAUAAUGAAUGCGCUGAACUUAAGAACCAACCUUUUUUUAAAGAGAUUAACUGGGGGCGCCUGGAGGCAGGCAUGCUACCGCCGCCGUUUGUACCCGAUCCCAAAAUGGUCUACGCCAAAGACAUUGAUGAUGUGGGCGCCUUCAGCACAAUCAAAGGCGUGGUUCUGGAUAACGCGGAUACCGAUUUCUACAAUGACUUCGCUUCUGGCAAGGUCCCAAUCCCUUGGCAGGAGGAGAUGAUUGAGACGGGUGUGUUUGGGGAAAUGAAUAUUUGGGGAGAUAACGGCAAGCUGCCCAAAGAUCUGGACCCGAACUAUGUGGAAGCCAAGGGCGGAGGAUGUGUACUGCUUUGAGUUAGAGCCACAAACAGAGCACAGGGGAGAAUAUCUAUUCAAUUUAAACACAUGUAGAUUCAGAUUGUGUUCAUUGGGUGCCAUUUACUCCUGUUCUUUAUAUUUACACAUAUUAUGUACCUACUGUAUAUUGUAAUAUUUGUAAUAUUAUUAGUGUAACUAUAAAAAUAAAAGUAUUUGACAUUAUAUAGUCAUAUAUUAUGUAACAAAAAUGUAAAUAUGACAUCUUAUUAUAUAUAUCAGUUUAUUUGCUUAGCGUCAAGUAAUACAAUUAUUUUGUAAAGACACUAAAUAAAUUUCUUUAUAUAAUAUUUAUUUAUUAAAGAAAAGACACUGAUUUGAUGUGAUAAUGUUAUGUGACUAUUGUUUAUUUCAUUCUAAAUUAAAGUUCAUGUUAUUAUUAUGGCGACUGUUAUAGAGUUUGAAG
Betta splendens (Siamese fighting fish) is the source of this 2804-nucleotide messenger RNA. It is a transcript of the gene grk1b, whose product is annotated as G protein-coupled receptor kinase 1 b. Gene Ontology annotation, biological process: protein phosphorylation; regulation of signal transduction; signal transduction. Gene Ontology annotation, molecular function: G protein-coupled receptor kinase activity; ATP binding. Gene Ontology annotation, cellular component: cytoplasm. Bases 698 to 2377 code for a protein of 559 amino acids. The record is from RefSeq and is a predicted model, not a curated record. The transcript has 8 exons. NCBI's taxonomy places the organism in Eukaryota, Metazoa, Chordata, Actinopteri, Anabantiformes, Osphronemidae.